AAUAAAAAAAAAGCCCCCACGCACGAAUGGUUUAGCGGAGGCUUGCUCAUGCUGCGAGAUCUGAGCCUGGUGCGAAUCCACCGAACAGCGUUGUGUGGAACGAACUACCUGCUUUCCUUUUCUUUCUGCUUCUCUGCUAAACUGCGAACAAGGAAGCUGAACUCAAGCUGAAUUUCUUAGAGAUUCGGGAAUAGUUUCAUCCAUUUCAUUCAAUUUAUGUUUUUUCCUUUGAGAGAUUAGUAGAUCGAAUCUCGAAGAAGAUGAAUAUAUUCAGAUUAGCAGGUGAUAUGACUCACCUUGCCAGCGUUCUCGUAUUGCUCCUCAAGAUCCACACCAUCAAAUCCUGCGCUGGCAUUUCUUUGAAGACUCAAGAACUCUAUGCUAUUGUUUUUGCUACUCGCUAUUUGGAUAUAUUUACAGAUUUCAUUUCCCUCUACAAUACUACCAUGAAGCUAAUAUUUUUAGGAAGUUCAUUUUCAAUUGUUUGGUACAUGAGGAACCACAAGAUUGUCAAUAGGUCUUAUGAUAAAGCUCAGGACACCUUCCGUCAUUAUUUCCUUAUAUUGCCUUGCUUACUCUUGGCCCUUGUUGUUAAUGAGAAAUUCACAUUUAAGGAGGUGAUGUGGACAUUUUCCAUAUAUUUAGAAGCUGUUGCCAUACUUCCUCAGCUUGUGCUGUUACAAAGAACUAGAAAUAUCGACAACUUGACGGGGCAAUAUGUAUUUCUUCUUGGUGCAUACCGAGCCCUAUACAUUCUCAAUUGGAUUUAUCGCUACUUCACUGAGACACACUAUACCCAUUGGAUAACUUGGAUAUCUGGUUUUGUGCAAACAUUGCUUUACGCCGACUUCUUCUAUUAUUACUUCGAGAGCUGGAAAAACAACAAGAAGCUCCAGUUACCAGCUUGAAAGGCUCAAGGACAAACCCUCUGUGCUUGAGGACUUCUUAAUUUGUCAACAACAACAACUUAAUUUUUAGUUCUUUUCUUUAUUCAACUUAUUUUAGAUAUUUGUAUUGUACUCAGGUUUCUUGGAGAAAGUAAUUGUUUUCAGAUGCCAUGAAAGUGAACGCUUCUUCUUGCUGAAUAUUUUUGUGAAGAAGAAUAUUAACAUCAGUCCAUUAGUUCACUUUUAAUGACAGUUGCAUUGAUAUUUGCCUGUUGCA
Messenger RNA from Hevea brasiliensis (rubber tree), 1164 nucleotides. Its product is annotated as ER lumen protein-retaining receptor. The coding region runs from base 261 to 908 and encodes 215 amino acids. The transcript is spliced from 6 exons. The record is from RefSeq and is a predicted model, not a curated record. Gene Ontology annotation, molecular function: ER lumen protein retrieval receptor activity. Gene Ontology annotation, cellular component: endoplasmic reticulum; cis-Golgi network; membrane. Gene Ontology annotation, biological process: protein retention in ER lumen; endoplasmic reticulum to Golgi vesicle-mediated transport. Lineage: Eukaryota; Viridiplantae; Streptophyta; Magnoliopsida; Malpighiales; Euphorbiaceae.